Symbiodinium pilosum is the source of this 1206-nucleotide messenger RNA. Lineage: Eukaryota; Dinophyceae; Suessiales; Symbiodiniaceae. The record is from the annotation of a GenBank genome assembly.
AUGGGAGAAUCCGCUACCGCAAGUGGACUCAUGAUUGGCGUUGUUCCCAUGGGCGCGCUGAUCGGCAUGGUGGCUGGCAAGGGGCUGAUUUCUGAGAAUGACUGGAAUCAGCGUUAUGCUCGGAAGAUUUUUCUUUACCUCCAUGGACUUUGGAUAUUCUCAAUGCCUGCCAUGGCCCUGAUCAUCCAGGCGUCUGUGGAAUGGGGCCCUCGUGGCAAACGCCUAUCAUUUUGGGGCGUCUUAUCUCUGUACUUCCUCACCAUGACUAUUGGCAGUAUGAUGAUGGUUCCAUGGCGCACCAUGUGGAAUUUGUUUACACCCCAAACUGACAAGACGUUCUGGUCGAUGAUGACACAAUGUUCAAAAACAUUCGGCUUUGUAGGGGGGCCGAUCUAUUUUGCUUUUCUCAGUUUCCUCGUCGACGGGGGCCAGGCCAGUCAAGUGUCCCCGAUCAGCAUGAUGAGCUGGGCGCUCAUUGGCGGUUUCUUCAUCCAGGCGAUCGAGUUACUGCUCGCUGCCGCCGUCUUCCCCACCGUAGUUCGGCAAGCAGACAGUGACUCAGGUCAGCUGCAGGCAGGAAGCGAUUACAAACUGGAUCGGGUUGAAAGCCUGCCGCCCUCCACACGCGAGAGACUGGUCUGGAAUGUCGUGUACUAUUGCUACGAGCGCGGCUUCACCAUGUCCGCAAUAGAGGUGUCCACCGUUAUGAUUUUGCAGGACUCGUACGGCUGGACUGAAUCCCUCAGUGGAAUGUCUUUCGCUAUUGUCGGAGCCGGGGGCAUAGUUAUGACAGGCGUGUCCGCUGCUUUAGCAUCUUGGAAGUUGGUCACCGAGUCCUUGAUCUUUUUGAGCAUUAUGUGUCUGGGAGCGUGUAGUUCGAUUUUGCUCUUUCGCUUUGAAUUUCUCGGCCCUUUCAGCCUGCUUUUUGCUGACGUCGUCCUUUACGGUGGGGCCAGCGUUGCCAACGGCAUUGCAGAGGGCUGGGCCUGCCGCGCAGCAACUGCGCGUACGAGCUACAGCAUCAAGGCUUAUCUAACGCACAGCAUGAUUGGCUUUAGCAUAUCCCGCUUUGGCGGACCGAUCGUCGCGGGAUUCCUGCUGGACCAUGGAGGCCAGAACCUCUAUGCUGUGGUGCAGUCUGCCCUCUGCUUCCUGGCGGCAGGAAUGGUGUACCGCACCGUCUCUUUGGUAUGGAACGGCUGGUGA